ACUGGCGCCCGAGUGCGGCGGAGGGGAGGGAAGGAGGGAAGGAGCCAGCCAGGGGGGCCCGCGCUGGGGAGCCGCAUGGAGCCCUCCGCAGACAGGCUAGCCACGGCCGCAGCCCGGGGCCAGGCUGACGAGGUGCGGGCGCUGCUCGCGGCUGGGGUGCAGCCCAACGCUCUGAACCGCCAGGGUCGGAGCCCGAUUCAGGUCAUGAUGAUGGGCAGCACCCGGGUGGCCGAGCUGCUGCUGCUCCACGGCGCCGAUCCCAACUGCGCGGACCCCGUCACUCUCACCCGACCUGUGCACGACGCGGCCUGGGAGGGCUUCCUGGACACGCUCGUCGUGUUGCACCGAGCCGGGGCGCGGCUGGACGUGCGAGAUGCCUGGGGCCGCCUGCCCGUGGACCUGGCUGAGGAGCGGGGCCACCGCGCUGUCGCCCAGUACCUGGGCGCAGCUGCGGGGGCCACCGAAGGUGGUAGCCACUCCCAUACGGAGGUUACGGAAGGUCCUGCAGACAGCCAGGACUUCAAGAAUGAUUGAGAUCUAAAGACACCUCAAAAACGGUCUGAUCUUCAAUCAAUCAAAGUGAAUUAUCCCACCCCACCCUUGCUGGCUUUAAUUGGCAUUUAUCAAAUAAAGCUUUUUAAACUGUA
Neogale vison (American mink) is the source of this 647-nucleotide messenger RNA. Its product is annotated as cyclin-dependent kinase inhibitor 2A-like. Gene Ontology annotation, biological process: regulation of cyclin-dependent protein serine/threonine kinase activity; apoptotic process; negative regulation of cell population proliferation. The record is from RefSeq and is a predicted model, not a curated record. Gene Ontology annotation, cellular component: nucleus. Gene Ontology annotation, molecular function: cyclin-dependent protein serine/threonine kinase inhibitor activity; protein kinase binding. The coding region runs from base 76 to 534 and encodes 152 amino acids. Lineage: Eukaryota; Metazoa; Chordata; Mammalia; Carnivora; Mustelidae. The transcript has 3 exons.